Polistes canadensis is the source of this 3383-nucleotide messenger RNA. RefSeq names its product long-chain-fatty-acid--CoA ligase ACSBG2 (gene bgm). Gene Ontology annotation, cellular component: endoplasmic reticulum; membrane. Gene Ontology annotation, molecular function: long-chain fatty acid-CoA ligase activity. The record is from RefSeq and is a predicted model, not a curated record. Bases 265 to 2331 code for a protein of 688 amino acids. The transcript is spliced from 13 exons. NCBI's taxonomy places the organism in Eukaryota, Metazoa, Arthropoda, Insecta, Hymenoptera, Vespidae.
UACACGUAUUUCUUUCUUAACCACGUGGUCUUCUUCUCCUCCUAGUGUUCUACCAGUCAAAGCUUAUGCGUGGCAUUUGUGGCGUGACCGUCUGACUUAUCAAAAGUGUUCUUUGAUAUUGAGAACAAAUAACUAAUUUUAAUAGUGUAUUUAUAAACGACGAAAACAACAAAAAAAAACUAAAACUUUAUCUUCCAUUGUUAUUUUUGUAAACUUUUAUAGGACGUUCGAAGUCGUUAGAACGAAAAAGAAUAAACAGAAAAUAUGACUGCUGUGCAGCCUAUUUCAUUGAACAAUAUUCUUAAUGGCUAUAACAGGAGUGAAAAGGGACUUAAUGAGCCUCAUAUUCGAUAUGCGGUAGCUAGUCAAACAGGCCUUGAAGGCCCAGAUCAGGUGUUAAUGACGGAUGUAGAUGUAACAACCGAAGCUAAUGGUCGAGUUAGGAUACAAUUAGGUGAAGAUAUUAAUGCAACUUUACCUAUUUCCAUACCUGGUCUUUUAUCAUCAAUAGCCAAGAAAUAUCCUGAUCAUUUAGCUUUGGUAUCACAACCAGGACUGGAUGGUACAAAUACAACAUAUACUUAUAAGCAAUAUGAGACUGAAGUAAGAACCGUAGCCAAGGCAUUUUUAAAACUGGGUUUACAGAGAUAUCAUAGCGUCUGUAUUUUAGGAUUUAAUAGUCCACAAUGGUUUAUUUCCGAUAUCGCUGCUAUAUAUGCCGGAGGAUUUGCUGCCGGGAUUUACACGACGAAUUCUGCGGAAGCAUGUCAAUAUUGUGCUCAACACAGUAGAGCGAAUAUAAUAGUCGUUGAGGAUUCCAAACAAUUGGAAAAAAUAUUACAAAUUAGAAAAAAUUUGCCCCAUUUAACUGCUAUUAUUCAAUACGAAGGAAUCCCUAAAGAGAAAGAUGUGUUAAGUUGGCAUGAACUAUUAGAAAUCGGUAAACAAGAAUCCGAUGAUAAAUUAGAAUCUAUUCUAAAAACUAUUGGAGUUAACGAAUGUUGUACAUUAGUAUACACUUCUGGCACAGUUGGUAAUCCAAAAGCUGUUAUGCUAAAUCAUGACAAUCUUCUACACAAUGUACGAUCCGCUAAGAAACGUGUCGAUUUUGAAACUGCUAAGGAAAUUUUGGUUAGUUAUUUACCAUUAUCACAUGUUGCAGCACAGUUAGUUGACAUAUUUCUGACUAUGUCUUUAGCAGCCACGGUAUAUUUUGCUGAUAAAAAUGCUCUUAAAGGAAGUUUGGUAGAAACAUUAGUUGCAGUAAAGCCAACUGCCUUCUUAGGUGUUCCAAGAGUUUGGGAAAAAAUUUAUGAGAAAAUGCAAUUGGUAGCGCGUAAUAAUUCACGUGUCAAAACAUGGAUAGCAAGUUGGGCUAAAGCACAAGGUCUUCUUUAUAAUAUGAACAAAAUGAAUGGUGUAGAUUAUAAACAUUGGGGUUACGUUAUAGCUAAAUGGCUUGUCUUCGAUAAAGUUAAGACAACUUUAGGCUUAGACAAAUGUAGAUUUUUCUUCACUGCAGCAGCACCUUUAAGUAUAGAAGUUAAAAAAUAUUUUGUGAGCCUAGAUAUUUCUAUAAUGGAGGCAUUUGGUAUGUCUGAAUGCAGUGGGCCACACAGUUUAGCUUUACCCAACAAUUGUAGGUUAGGCAGUGUUGGUACUAUUUUACCUGGUUUUCGUACAAAAUUAGAAAAUCCUAACGAAAGUGGCGAAGGUGAAGUUUGUAUGUACGGUCGACAUAUUUUUAUGGGAUACUUGAAUGAUCCAGAAAAAACUAAAGAAGCUAAAGAUGAAGAAGGAUGGUUGCACAGUGGUGAUCUUGGCAAAUUAGAUGCUGACGGCAUAUUAUACAUUACUGGUAGAAUAAAGGAGCUGAUUAUUACAGCAGGUGGGGAAAAUAUACCACCUGUGCAUAUCGAAGAAUUAAUAUUAUCUGAAUUACCAGCUCUUAGCAAUGUUUUGCUAAUUGGAGAUAAAAGAAAAUAUCUAACUGUUUUAGUUACAUUAAAGGCUGAAACAAAAGUAGAUACUGGUGAACCAUUAGACGAGUUGACUUCAGAUACCCUAAGAUGGUUAAAAUCUAUAGGAAGUAAUGCAAAGACGGUCAGCGAAAUCGUGAAUUCAAAAGAUCCACUUGUAUAUAAGGAAGUAGAAGAAGCUAUUAAAAGAGCUAAUACAAAAGCAACGAGUAAUGCACAAAAAGUACAAAAAUUCCGUAUUCUACCCCACGAUUUUUCAGUACCAACGGGAGAAUUAGGUCCAACAUUGAAACUGAAAAGAAAUUUUGUCAGUAAUAUGUACGCUAAUUUGAUCGAAGAAAUGUAUCAAUGAAAAAUAUUUCAAGGUACAUUUAUAGUUAUAAAUAAUGAAUAUUUUCGAUUAUGUAUAACAAUAAUUCAGCAUAUGAGACAUUUUUAUUGGGAUUAAACAAUUUGAUUAUAUCGAUCUGCGAUAUGAUUAAACGCUAUAUCAGAUGCUUUAAUAUGUUGAAUAUCUGCAAUAUUAUGGAAUUGAUAUGUACGUGUGUAUAUUACACGUACUUAUAGAAUUAUCUUUCAUAUACAAGGAACAAAAAAGAAACUAUUCUUCAUAUCCGUCUAAAAGUUGAAAUAUUUUUUUUUGUAUAUAUAUAUAUAUAUAUGCAGAGGAAUUAUUGAAAGAUCUGAUAUUUAUUUUGUUCUGAAAAAUGUCUACUUUUUAAAAUAAUAUUCCGAUUAUUCCUGAGAUUUUGAUAAUUAUUGACAGUAAUUUUUGAACAAUUUUCUAACAAUACCAUUUAUUGGGAACAAUUGUAUUUGCAAAAAAAAAAAGAAAAGAAAAAAAAUAAUAGUCUAUCGCACAUACGCGAAGUUAUUCGUUAAAAUAAAUUAAUGUUAAGUUUUUUUUAUUGCCAAAUUAUUUCAUUAACGCUUACAUGAAGUAAAGGAAAAAAUUUAUGAUGGUCCUAUUAAAAAAGUGCCUUCUCUCUCUCUCUCUCUCUCUCUCUCCAUUAAUGAAUUCAUAUGAUAUUUGCAUACAUUUAUAGGGUUGAUUUUUUUUGUUAAUCAAACGAAAAUGUACUGAUAGCGUUAAGAAGGAAGAAUGAAGUGUUAUUCUACAUUACAGUUAUGUGCAUUAUAAAGUUGUAUUAUAAGUGAAAUAUAAAAAUCAAUGGAGUCUUACGCGAUAAUCUAAAAUAAAUAUAUAAGAAAUAUUUUGGGGAAAUGGUGUGUAUGAUGUAAAUAUUAAAAUGGUAAUUUAUAUAUAAGAGGUACAAAUGAAAAUACAUAAUUAGUCACUGAUGUCCCAUAAAUGUUUAAAUAAUAAUAAUAAUAAUUAUUGGUAUGGUUCAAUAUUUACUUAAAUAAGUUUCUUUAUAAUGAUGGAAGUUGUGAAUAAAUAAA